Messenger RNA from Penicillium concentricum, 333 nucleotides. RefSeq names its product type I iterative polyketide synthase. NCBI's taxonomy places the organism in Eukaryota, Fungi, Ascomycota, Eurotiomycetes, Eurotiales, Aspergillaceae. The record is from RefSeq and is a predicted model, not a curated record. Bases 1 to 333 code for a protein of 110 amino acids. The transcript has a single exon.
AUGGGUAUUACAUAUGUCGUGCAUAACACAUGGGCCAUGAGCAUGACGCGCCCUGUGUGCGGAUUUCAGCACCAGUUCAAAGCCAUGCGCAAUCUGAUCAAUCUUUAUGACGACUACGUCUCGAAGGUGCGGAAGAUUGGGUUCCAGUUUAUCACCUGUUUUUUACAGAGUGGUCACGCACGAGUCCCGGAUGAAAGAGUCAGCGCAAAAUCCGCCCUACUGAUAGGCUACCUGAAGCUAAGUUUGUCUGUGAACAUAUGCUCCGAGACUCUGCAUCGACACUCUGGGUUGUUCGGCGCCAGUUCCGUGCGUGAGGGCCAGACCUCUGUAUAA